AACCUAAACUAACCUUGACGCCAAUGCCUUCCUCAAUCCGCUCUAAGCCAUCUUUCCCUCUCCCUUCUCCCUCUACGCUACGACGUCGUUUGCCGAUCGUAGGGGCCGUCUGCAUCUUCGCCUUCGCCUCCUCUUCCUUCUACUCCUCUCUCGCCAACUCACGGUCCAAAUUUAGUGGCCUAUCUCCUGCGAGGACUAUUCACUCUGUCGGAAUGGAAGGCAGUAGCGCCACUGUUCCAAGCAUCGUUGUUUAUGUUACCGUUCCUAAUGAACAAGCAGGAAAAAAGUUGGCUGAAAGCAUUGUCAAAGAAAAACUUGCAGCUUGUGUUAAUAGGGUUCCAGGUAUUGAAUCUGUAUAUCAGUGGAAGGGAGAGAUCCAAACUGAUUCUGAAGAACUUCUCAUAAUCAAGACUAGGCAGUCCCUUUUGGAAGCACUGACAGAGCACAUCAAAGAAAAUCAUGAAUAUGAGACACCUGAAGUGAUAUCCUUACCGAUCACUGGGGGCAAUCUCAAAUACCUUGAAUGGAUCAAAGACAGCACUCGGGACUAACUAUUUAUUUUAGCCAGAGGAUGAGUUGAGUGAACCACCCUUUGUGGAGGGUGUAGCUGGCAUAUGACGCGACUAAAUAUCAUGAUAUAUUUUGUACUGGUUUUACGUUGGCAUAGUUAAAAUCCUAGACAAAUGAGAUUCAUAAAUAGUCUUUUCACUUCGGAAGUUCGGGGGUGGUUUGAGCCUGUCUCUUAUCUUAGUUACAUUAUGGCAAUAUGUUCUGGCAUAUAAUUUAUCGAUCAAAAGGGUAAAAUAUUAGUUAUAUGGCUUUCUUUCGGGCAAAAGAGCAUGCUAUGACAGGCAUUACAGUGCUUUGGCAAUUAAUGUUAUUCUUUUUCAUAA
This is a messenger RNA of Prosopis cineraria, 893 nucleotides long. Its product is annotated as protein CutA, chloroplastic-like. The transcript has 6 exons. Gene Ontology annotation, biological process: response to metal ion. Bases 24 to 551 code for a protein of 175 amino acids. The record is from RefSeq and is a predicted model, not a curated record. Gene Ontology annotation, molecular function: copper ion binding. NCBI's taxonomy places the organism in Eukaryota, Viridiplantae, Streptophyta, Magnoliopsida, Fabales, Fabaceae.